This is a messenger RNA of Coccinella septempunctata (seven-spotted ladybird), 1574 nucleotides long. RefSeq lists its product as uncharacterized. Lineage: Eukaryota; Metazoa; Arthropoda; Insecta; Coleoptera; Coccinellidae. The transcript has 5 exons. The coding region runs from base 45 to 1514 and encodes 489 amino acids. The record is from RefSeq and is a predicted model, not a curated record.
GGUGGUGGUAUACCAUCAACAGUCGUUCUUUUACUUUCCUAGAAAUGAAACUACAAGGUCUUGCGUUACUGCUACUGGCAGGUCUGGUUUUGGCAGAGAAGAAGGAAGAAUCUAAAACUGUCGAAGCUUCUGACAAGAAACAAAACAAAAGAGGUCUCUUCGACUUGGGUUACGGUGGUGGACAUGGAUUUGAUCUUGGUGGAAGUCAUGGUAUUGAAUUAGGAGGUCAUGGCUUGGACUUCGGCAGCAGCUAUGGAGGUGGUUAUGGAGGUGGCUAUGGAGGCGGCUAUGGAGGCGGCUAUGGAGAAUCCAAACAUAUUACCAUCACCAAGGAAGUACCAUAUCCUGUUCCCCAUCCUGUACCCUACCCAGUGGAGAAACAAGUACAUGUACCAUACCCCGUCAAAGUCCAUGUUCCAGUAGAUCGUCCAUACCCAGUACAUGUCCCAAAACCAUACCCAGUACCAGUAGAGAAACCAGUCCCAUACCCAGUAGAGAAACCAGUACCAUACCCAGUUAAAGUACCAGUCAAGGUUCCAGUCAACGUACCAUACCCGGUAGCUGUGCCAAAGCCAUACCCAGUACCAGUACACAAACCAUACCCAGUGCCCGUUAAAGUUCCUUACAUCGUCGAGAAGAAAGUACCAGUCCUGAUCCAUGGUCAUGGAGGGUACGAUAGUAUCGACUCAGGUAGUUACGGACAUGGUGGUUUCGACUUUGGUGAUCUCACUGCUCUCGUUGUUUGGUUUCAACUGAACUACAUACUUUUUACGAAAUACAAAUUCUUGUUGAAGAUCUUAAAUCAAUCAGUAAUGAGGAAAAAAUUACUAAAAAGAGCAAAUCGUGAUCUUGCGUUACUGCUACUGGCAGGUCUGGUUUUGGCAGAGAAGAAAGAAGAUUCUAAAGCCGUCGAAUCAUCCGACAAGAAACAAAACAAAAGAGGUCUCUUCGACUUGGGUUACGGUGGUGGACAUGGAUUUGAUCUUGGUGGAAGUCAUGGUAUUGAAUUAGGAGGUCAUGGCUUGGACUUCGGCAGCAGCUAUGGAGGUGGUUAUGGAGGUGGCUAUGGAGGCGGCUAUGGAGAAACCAAACAUAUUACCAUCACCAAGGAAGUACCAUACCCUGUUCCCCAUCCUGUACCUUACCCAGUGGAGAAACAAGUACAUGUACCAUACCCCGUCAAAGUCCAUGUUCCAGUAGAUCGUCCAUACCCAGUACAUGUCCCAAAACCAUACCCAGUACCAGUAGAGAAACCAGUCCCAUACCCAGUAGAGAAACCAGUACCAUACCCAGUUAAAGUACCAGUCAAGGUCCCAGUCAACGUACCAUACCCAGUAGCUGUGCCAAAGCCAUACCCAGUACCAGUACACAAACCAUACCCAGUGCCCGUUAAAGUUCCUUACAUCGUCGAGAAGAAAGUACCAGUCCUGAUCCAUGGUCAUGGAGGGUACGAUAGUAUCGACUCAGGUAGUUACGGACAUGGUGGUUUCGACUUUGGAAGUUAUCAUCAUUGAAUAACGACUGAUUGAAAUAAUGUGCCUGUUUAACUUUUCUAUCUUAAGUGUUAUGCAUAU